GCCACUUUUUCCUCCCAGUCCGCCCCUGACUACAAUUGUCUCUUUCCUGUAGGAGACGAGUGUUCACAGGAUGAGAGUGGAGCGGUGGCCAUCUUUUCCACACAGCUGGAUGACUUCCUGGGUGGUGGGCCAGUGCAGUACAGGGAGCUGCAGAACUGCGAAUCCAACACCUUCCUGGGGUACUUCAGGUCAGGAAUCAAGUACCAGAAAGGGGGCGUGGCUUCAGGGUUCCAACAUGUGGUGACCAACGACUCCGACGUGAAGCGCCUGCUGCACAUCAAGGGCCGCCGGGCCAUCAGGGCCACCGAGGUGGACAUGUCCUGGAACAGCUUCAACAAGGGGGACUGCUUCAUCGUGGACCUGGGCAAGGACGUGUACCAGUGGUGUGGCAGUGAGUGUAACCGCUUCGAGAGGCUGAAGGCCGCCGAGGUCAGCCUCGGCAUCCGAGACAACGAGAGGAACGGCCGAGCCAAGGUGCACAUGGUGGAGGAGGGGGAGGAGCCUGCAGCCAUCAUAGAGGCUCUGGGGCCCAAAACCGCCAUAGCUCCCAGCAACGUGGACGAUGAUAAGGUGGACACCUCCAACAGGAAGAAGGGUGCCCUCUUCAUGGUCUCUGAUGCCACCGGCGCGGUAAAGGUGACGGCUGUGGCUCUGUCCAGUCCCUUCAAACAGGCCAUGCUGUCUCCUGAGGAGUGCUACAUCCUGGACAACGGGGUCGACAAGAACAUCUUCGUUUGGAAAGGUCCCAAGGCUAACAUGACAGAGCGUAAAGCAGCCAUGGCAACAGGCCAGCAGUUCAUCCAAGACAAGGGAUACUCCAACAAGACCCAGAUCCAGGUUCUUCCUGCAGGAGCCGAGACCACCAUGUUCAAGCAGUUCUUCUGCGACUGGAAGGACAAAGACGAGACCACGGGCCCCAGCAAGGCCUACACUAUCGGCCGCAUCGCCAAGGUGGUCCAGGUGCCCUUCGACGCCUCCUCCCUGCACUCCAACAAGGCGAUGGCCGCCCAGCACGGCAUGGUGGACGAUGGCAAGGGCAAGGUCACGAUUUGGCGUGUUGAGGGGGAGAAGGUGCUUGUGGACCUCUCCUCCUACGGUCACUUCUAUGGUGGAGACUGCUACCUGAUCCUGUAUAGCUACAGGCUGGGGGCCCGCGAGCAGCACCUCAUCUACACCUGGUGGGUAAAACAAAUGUGUGAAUUACAAGCUGUAGUAUUGGGAGCACACAUGACCUCAAACACACCAUGGAUAGAUAAUGAACCAAUGGACCCCACAACCACUCAGACAUAGAAGCAAGACACACAG
Notothenia coriiceps (black rockcod) is the source of this 1305-nucleotide messenger RNA. Its product is annotated as adseverin-like. Gene Ontology annotation, cellular component: actin cytoskeleton; cytoplasm. Gene Ontology annotation, biological process: cell projection assembly; actin polymerization or depolymerization; actin filament severing. The record is from RefSeq and is a predicted model, not a curated record. The annotation marks the transcript as partial. Gene Ontology annotation, molecular function: phosphatidylinositol-4,5-bisphosphate binding; actin filament binding. The transcript has 8 exons. NCBI's taxonomy places the organism in Eukaryota, Metazoa, Chordata, Actinopteri, Perciformes, Nototheniidae.